Verticillium alfalfae VaMs.102 is the source of this 303-nucleotide messenger RNA. RefSeq lists its product as hypothetical. Gene Ontology annotation, biological process: vacuole fusion, non-autophagic. Bases 1 to 303 code for a protein of 100 amino acids. Gene Ontology annotation, molecular function: endopeptidase inhibitor activity. The transcript is spliced from 2 exons. The record is from RefSeq and is a predicted model, not a curated record. NCBI's taxonomy places the organism in Eukaryota, Fungi, Ascomycota, Sordariomycetes, Glomerellales, Plectosphaerellaceae.
AUGAAGCCCUCUUCGUUCCUCGUUGCCGCCCUCGCCAUCGUCCCCGGCGCCAUGGCCGUCGACCAGAUGAAGAACAUCAUCGUCUGGGCGCAGGACGACACCACUACCGACGCCAUGAUCGAGAAGGCCAAGUCGGCCAUCAUUGAUGCCGGUGGCAAGGUCACGCACAUCUACAGCACUCUCAUCCGUGGUUUUGACGCCAUCGCGCCUGCCAAGGUCGUCGAGGCCAUCUCCGCCUUUGACGCCGGCCUCAAGGUUGAGGAGGACCAGAUUGUGACGACAUACCAGAACAAGGACAACUAG